This is a messenger RNA of Acanthoscelides obtectus, 843 nucleotides long. NCBI's taxonomy places the organism in Eukaryota, Metazoa, Arthropoda, Insecta, Coleoptera, Chrysomelidae. The record is from the annotation of a GenBank genome assembly.
AUGAGACCAUCUAAACUGCAAGAUCAUCUGAGAAGAUGCCACCCUGAUAAAACAGAGAAAGAUUUCAAAUACUUUGAAACACUCAAAGAUAAAUUUCAGAAGAGACCUACACUGGACAGAAUGUUCGCUUCGACGUCACAAAGAAAUGAUGAUGGUUUGCGGGCGUCUUUCAAUAUCUCGUUACUUAUAGCAAAAUCCGGAAAACCGCAUACUAUCGGAGAUAAGUUAAUUUUGCCAGCCGUUGAAGAGGUUUUAAAAACUGUUUUACACAAACCUGCAUCUGCUAUCAUUAAAAGAAUUGCCUUAAGCAACAAUACUGUUGAAAGACGUAUUGAUGAAAUGAGUUCUGAUAUUGAAAGCUUCUUAUGUAAUUAUUUGCAAACGACCCAUUUCUCUAUACAACUGGACGAGUCAACUUUACCUGAUAAUGCAGCAUUAUUAUUGGCAUAUGUUCGUUUUAUUAUGUAUCAAGAAAUGUACGAAGAACUGCUCUUCGCAAGAACUUUGAUAACCGACACAAAAGAUUUUGAAUCUAGGUUUGAGGAUAUUUUGACUAUGGUAAUAUCACCGUGGAUAAUUAAUCCAUAUGGUGACAUAGAAGAAACGAAUGUCAUAAUACAAGAGGAACUGACUGAACUAAGUACAAACGAAGAACUUAAGGUUCAGUUUAAAAACGGAUAUCAGCAAUUCUGGCUGCAAAACAACAUACCCUUUUUUCGUGAAUUUCUAGCCUUUGAUUUGUGCAAUGGGCAAUAUAAAGAAAUAGACUUCUUGGAAAGACCUUUAGAAAGCAGUUCAAUUCAGUACUGCCACGAUUUAGGUCACACUGUAUGUGUCGAUUAG